AUGAAGGGCAGUGGCGAUCGGCCCAAAGAUACCUCAGAUCAGGGUGAUCCACCUAGUACGACGGAAUGGAUGGACAGAUCCUCCAUCUGUGGCAAUGUAGAUGCUGAGAUCACGUCAGCAGAUCGAGUAUUACCGAGUAUUUUGGAACCAGGCAGUGAAGGGAGACUUACCGCGACGAUUGAGUGCAACCGAGCGCGAGAGCCCCAGGUUAAAGGGCUCAGGCCUCCAGGCCUUCGUCGUAGUUUAUGUGUGAUGUGUGCUGAGCUGGGGUUCGACUCAGAGACCAGAGAGGAUGUUGGUAUUCCAAGUGUGGACUUGAGUAUCGAUGGUGGUCAGACAUUGAUUGUCAAUCCAGGAGGUCAUGCGAGUAAAGCUAUUGACGAGACACAGAGUGGCAUUGAUUGUGUUCAAGAGUGGUGUGACACGGAGUCACUGGCCAGUGGACAUGGAUUUGGAGACUUCAAGAGCGUGAUUGUUCCUGCGCUGGAGUUUCCUGCUGGUUUGAUUGAUGAUGCGAUGGAUCUAGAUGAAGUUCAGGAUAGCCAGAACAGGCUACCUGAAGGAAAUUGUGACAUACCGUUUGAGAUCGAUGCUGAGUCAAGUGCAUUUCAUGAUGACUACAUUGGCACCUCAGGAUGA
This is a messenger RNA of Cantharellus anzutake, 639 nucleotides long. RefSeq lists its product as uncharacterized. The record is from RefSeq and is a predicted model, not a curated record. Bases 1 to 639 code for a protein of 212 amino acids. The transcript has a single exon. NCBI's taxonomy places the organism in Eukaryota, Fungi, Basidiomycota, Agaricomycetes, Cantharellales, Hydnaceae.